Messenger RNA from Mycena indigotica, 2376 nucleotides. Its product is annotated as RNA helicase. Gene Ontology annotation, biological process: rRNA processing. Lineage: Eukaryota; Fungi; Basidiomycota; Agaricomycetes; Agaricales; Mycenaceae. The transcript has 7 exons. The record is from RefSeq and is a predicted model, not a curated record. Gene Ontology annotation, cellular component: nucleus. Gene Ontology annotation, molecular function: ATP binding; nucleic acid binding; RNA helicase activity. The coding region runs from base 1 to 2376 and encodes 791 amino acids.
AUGUCUACUGCUGGUCCUUCGCGCGGACCACACGUCGUUGGUCGUCCACCCCGCUCAAAGCCGAAGACAAAAUCGAAGCAAAAACUCCCACAUACAAAGCAGGUCCAGAAACUGGCAAGUAAGGGUCGGAUAGAUGCAUUGGAGAAACAGGCGAUGGAAUUUAUUCCAGCGGAAGACUUACAGUAUUUCGCUGACCUGCCCAUAUCAGAAGCGACUAAACGCGGGCUCAAAAAGUCGUUUUUCCUGACAAUGACACCCAUUCAGUCCACGUCUCUUCCAACAUCUUUGAAGGGGAAGGAUGUUCUUGGGGCGGCACGGACCGGUAGCGGAAAGACGCUCGCCUUUCUCGUCCCUGUGCUGGAGAUAUUAUAUCGGAGGAAGUGGGGGCCUAUGGACGGGCUGGGUGCUUUGGUCAUCUCUCCAACAAGGGAACUGGCUAUCCAAAUAUUCGAUGUCUUGCGGUCGAUAGGACAAUAUCAUUCGUUUUCUGCCGGUCUGGUGAUUGGGGGGAAGAACCUUAAGGACGAGCGGGAUAGACUAUCCAGAAUGAACAUUCUCGUCGCAACACCGGGGAGGCUGCUGCAGCACAUGGACCAGACAGUUGGAUUCGAGGCGGAUGGGUUGCAGGUUCUUGUUCUCGAUGAGGCAGACAGAAUACUGGACAUGGGAUUCAAGAAGACAUUGUCUGCACUAUUGUCUCAUCUUCCCAAAUCACGCCAAACCCUGUUGUUCUCCGCCACCCAAACGGACUCGGUCGCAGAUCUAGCCCGUUUGAGUUUAAAGGACCCGGUCCACAUCGGUGUUGGCGAAGCCAAUGCGGAGACCACAACUACCAAGAUGGCCGAUGACUCGACAACAAGCACCCUCGCACUUCCUGCAGGGCUCCAACAAAACUAUCUCGUUUGCCCACUGGACCAAAAGCUCUCACUUUUGUUCUUCUUCAUCAAAACCCACCUGACCUCUAAAACACUUGUAUUCCUCUCCUCCUGCAAACAAGUCCGUUUUGUGUUCACGGCCUUCUGUCGAAUGCAUCCCGGAAUUCCGCUCAUGCAUCUGCACGGAAAAAUGAAACAAACUGCAAGGUUGGAGACCUACACCAAGUUUACGCGGGCGGGGGGAGCAGCGGUAUUGUUUGCGACUGACGUCGCUGCCCGGGGUCUUGAUUUCCCAGGUGUCGAGUGGGUCUUGCAAGUUGACGCGCCAGAGGAUGCUGAAACGUAUGUGCAUCGCGUCGGACGAACAGCACGAUACCAGAGUAAAGGCAAGGCAUUGAUGUUCCUCAUGCCGAGCGAAGAAGAGGGAAUGCUAGCUGCGUUGGCCAAACGGGGAGUUGAAGUUCCCAAAACGAAGGCAAAGGGAAGUAAGGUCACACAUGUCGAGAACCAACUGCAGAACCUUGCGUUCCAAGACCCUGAGAUCAAAUACCUUGGGCAACGGGCAUUUGUAUCGUAUCUUCGCUCCGUUUAUUUGCACAAGGAUAAGGCCAUAUUCAAGGUUGCGGAGCUGCCCACGGACCGAUUUGCAGAAUCACUUGGGCUUCCUGGGGCACCCAAAAUCAAGUUUUUGAGUCGGGAGGUCGCGAAGCAGAAAAAGAACAAAAUGAAGGAUCUUGAGAGCGAGGAGAGUGGUGAAGAUGGCGAGACCAGCGAGGAGGAGGGACCUCGCAAAGAAGAGGUACAGGCCAAGCCCAACAAGAAUGGAGUACGAACGAAAUAUGACAGGAUGUUCGAGCGGCGUAACCAGAAUGUACUUUCGGAACACUACGCUAAGCUUCUUGACGGUGCCGAUGCCGCUGAAGACGAGGACUUCAUCACCCUCAAACGAGCGGACCACGAACUCGACAACCCUGAUGCAGACACAACAGCUGACAUAUCGAAGCGCAAGCAGCGCAUGGGCCGCGCAAAAAGGGCAAUAAUGGAGGGUGGGCUCGGGCAUAAGCUGGUUUUCGAUGACGAGGGAUUACCCCAUGAGAUGUAUGAAAUGGAGGACGGGGGGGAGUGGAUCGACGGCCAUGGCGGCAUCGCGGGUGUCAAAGCAGCCGGCGACAAAUUUGCAGAGGGUGAACGGGGUAAGAUGAAAGAGGCGACGGUGCUGGAUAGAGAAGAGGCGAAGGAAAAGAAACGAGAGAAAAAGCGGAGGAGAAAGGAAAGGGAACGCGAGGAAGCGGGAAUGGGUGGAGGGAAAAGUGCGGUGGCAAUGGGUGCUGAAGAGGACGAUGGAUACGUCUCUCCGGAGUUCGAUUUACCAUCGGAAGACAGCGAUGAUGCUGGACAGGAACUCUGGGCCAGACCCCCGCCUGAAAAACGAAGGAAAACUGGUACCGAGACACUAGAAGAGGAUGAGGAGCUGGCGUUGAGACUACUACGGGGCAAAUAG